AUGACUUUCCAUGCUUCACGGUUGCCAACAAUCUCCGAUCCAAGUGACAACAUAUUGUCUGGAGGAUCAAUGCUCAGUGAAUCAUUCAACAAUCUACAAAGGUCUGGACAAACGUUGGGGCGAGAAAAUUUAUCAGAAUUACACGGCUUUCCAUCAACACCAUGUUUGCCAUUGACCCAAAUCGUGCAAAGGGAAAAGGAGGUUUGCCCGGCUCCUUUUGUGGUGGUGAACGAUACGAUACUCGACUCGAGUUUGGCACACAAAGGAGGACGACGUAUUCCGCGGAUUGUCCAUGUAACGGCAAAAUCUAGAUGCAUGCCAUCACAGUUCUCCACAGUAAUUGACGCUUGGCGAUUUGAGGAUCAUUCAUUGUUUGUGCACAAUGACGCGGCUGUGGACAAGCUCUUGUACCGUGUUUGGCCCGAAUUUCCACAACUUCAAAAGGCCUUGCACUGCUUGAAGUCGGGUGCUGCCAAGGCCGAUUUGUGGCGAGCUCUGGUCCUCUGGGAGUAUGGAGGAAUAUACACGGAUAUCGACAAUCUCCCGAAACUUUUCAAUGGCACAACAAUUAAGAACGAAGACCAGUCAUUUUUCGUUGUUGAACGUAUCGGAGUCCCGUCCCAGUACUUUAUGGCUGCCGAGCCGCACCAUCCGCUAUUGUACCUUUUGGUUCAAGUGACCCUUCACCGGCUUUAUGAUCUCAGUGACGUUGAAAAUCAAUACGUCCCGUUUGUUACAGGGCCAGGAGCGUUAAAGAAUGCCUUCAUUGCCUUCAUGAACAAGCAAAAUUCGCCCGUGAAUUCGUCAAAAUAUGAAUCUUUUCAGCGUGUUCAUCAAGGACACUUCACUGGCUUGCAUAAUCGCACAGCGACGCUGGUAGGCAAGCAGCGCAACUCUAACGAGUACGUCGCACGUGGCGUCGUCCCACGAAAGGCAAAUUUGUAUAUGACCAUGAACAUGACUCAUUUCGGAAGGGAAAAAAAGGAGCCCAUAAUUGAAUCUUGCUUUCAACGUUUAUACAGGCGCGAGGAUUUUGCACUCAUUGAAAACACUGUUCUUUGGUGAAGAUAUCGUUCGCUGUCAGAACAAGCUAUUGCUAGCAGAAUUGGAGGCAAUUUCGCAUCCGGUAGAUGAUUCCGAGUGCGAAAUUCACUUGGCGAUCGGCAUAGCACUGACGGCAAUAAAGGAGCACGGCUGACUAUAAGGUGGCUACGGGCCGAUUCUAUAUGUAUAAUUUGGCGGACAACGUGUUAGUUGUCAGUUAAAUGGUAAACAUAGCUCACAGUCAACUUAAA
Molecule: messenger RNA, 1295 nt
Organism: Phaeodactylum tricornutum CCAP 1055/1
Lineage: Eukaryota; Bacillariophyta; Bacillariophyceae; Surirellales; Neidiaceae
Exons: 2
Coding region: 1-1065 (354 amino acids)
Biological process (GO): protein N-linked glycosylation
Cellular component (GO): mannan polymerase complex
Molecular function (GO): alpha-1,6-mannosyltransferase activity
Source: RefSeq, a predicted model, not a curated record